GAGUACAUCCGAUUGAUUUAAUAAAUAUAUUUGUAUCAAACUGGAUCGCUCUUCUAAACUGCUAUAAAGGUCUUUUACGUAGAAGUGGGGUCGAAUGAAAGGAAUUGGUUCAUGUGAAAAUUAUCUGUGAACAAAAUGAUAGAAAAUGGACAUGAUGGGAGACAUGAGAAUUAGCCUGAUUUUUAUGAUCAAUGUGAUCGCUUUUGGAAACUCGGAGAUAAAAGUUCGGGGUAAGGGUGCAAGCUUUCCUAGCGAGGUAUACAAGGCGUGGAUACCCUCCUACAAGGCCAGUAGACAGUCGCACGUUUCCCUCUUCAUGGAUUAUGACGCUGUCGGGAGCGGAAACGGCCAGAAAGCCAUCACUGCAAAUGGUGAUAUUGAGUAUGCUGGUUCUGACAGUUUAAUGUCUAAUGAGACGAAAAUUGCGUAUCCGGACCUGAUAGAAUUUCCAACAGUAGCAGGGGCUAUAGUCAUGGGCUACAACUUGCCAAACUUUGGGUCCAACAAACUGAAUUUUUCGAUGGAGCAAUUGGUCGGAAUCUACAAUGGUACCCACAGAUAUUGGAAUGAUACCACUUUUUCACAAAACAACCCUUAUGGUACUUUACCUAACGCCAAGAUUAUUGUGAUAGCCAGGGCCGAUAAAUCAGGGUCAACCUCGCUCUUCACUUCUGCACUUUCUUCUGUAGAUCAAAACUGGAACAGUGUCUAUGGCACAUUUUCAAAAGGAAUUGAUUCUAAUGGGGUACCGUACCACUGGAAUUCUGACACAAUCACUUAUUAUGGGAUGCAGACUAGAGGUGUUGCUGGUCUGCUGUUGUCGUUUCAGAAUUCCAUUGGUUAUCUAUCAGUUGCUGAUGUUCAAGAUGGUGUAACUAAUACAGCACUUCUUCAAAAUGGAGCUGGUGAAUACAUGUCUCCAACAUCCUUGGCUGUGCAAAACGCUAUGGACUAUUUUGCAAUUCAGAAUCCUACAGCACUAACAUUUUCUUUAGCAAACAGUGGCAGCAUGGGUUCUUAUCCAAUAGCAGGUUUCACACAUUUUAUAAUUUAUAAAACUCAAAUGAAAAACUGUAACUCAGCCAAAGAACUUGUUCGUUAUAUAAACUGGUUCCUGACUGAAGAUACCCCUCGUAGUGAUUGCGAAGCAUUGGGCUUUGCUCCUCUCAGUUCCGACAUGGUUAAUAGGAUACAAAGAGAGGUGAUCGAACAAGUUUACUGUGAGGGACGCAACAUGUGGAUUGAAGUGCUGGCGGAUAAGGAAAAUGAGGAGAAAGUGGUGGAUGAUUCCUGGCAAACUGCCGUGGCUAUAUCGGUCCCCAUCAGUACAGUAGUGCUUGGGGUUCUGAUCGGAUACAUUUUGUUUCAGAAAAUCAAAUACUGGAGGCUACUGAACAGGGAUGAUUGGCUCAUUCCAAUAGAUGAUAUUGUUUUUUAUUACGAUAGCAGAAACAACUCUUCAAAUCGAUGUUCCUCGCUCUUCGCAAGGUCUGUUAGAUCGUUACAAUCGGCACAAACUACAAUGGAUAAGAAAGAAUUAGAUGCUAUGAUAGACAAAGUUCUACAGUGGCCUGGAAAGUGGAAAGGUUAUGAUAUCGGGGUAAGGUUAUUAGAAAUUCAACAAAUGCGGAACCUAACGAAACAUAUGAAACAGGAGAUGCUGAUAAUUCGUGAUAAAAUAGCUCAUCCAAAUGUUGUCAAGUUUUUUGGACUCACAACCAUAGAAAACGAAAAAUACGUGAUUGGUGAAUACUGUCGGAAAGGAUCUCUAGCAGAUGUGCUGCAGGACAACAGGAUAACAAUGACACUGGAAUUUAAACUGGCGUUAGCUUUGGAUGUGUGCCAGGGUAUGUGUUUCCUGCAUAACCAACACCUCAUUCAUGGAAAUCUAAAGGCAUGUGUUUGUUUCGUGGAUGCCAAAUGGACGGUAAAAGUGGGUGAUUGGGAGUUUUUAAAACUCUUAACUCUUAACAACGAAGAAAACGCUAUGAUUGCUGGAAACGUUUACAAAGGCAGCUUAACCAAACCGUCAAUAACUUCUAGGGAAUUUUGGGUAGCUCCUGAAGUACUAAGAGCACAUUAUAAAUGCAAACUAACGCAAGAAUGUGAUGUAUUCAGUUUUGCAAUUCUUUUACAAGAAAUUUACACACAAGAAGAACCUUACAGCGAAUAUCUUGGGACAUCAUCGACUAAGGAGAUCCUGCAUGCAAUAUGUUCCAGUAACCUGCGUCCAAAGAUCCAACUGGAUAUUCCGGUAUCCAUUAGACAAAUCAUGGAAAUUGCCUGGACGGAUAAUCCAGUUAGCCGGCCUUCGUUUAAUCAAAUACUUCAGCUUAUGAAACGAAACAAUCCUUUGAGAAAAUCCGUAAUGGAUAGUGUUAUUCAAUCAAUGGAGGACUACACCAAACAUCUAGAAGACUGUGUGGAGGAGAAAACGAUUGAAUUAGAGUCGGCGAAGAAACAAAUGAAGGUCAUGAUGUCUAGUAUUAUACCAGAAACCAUAGCUAACUCUAUUUCAAACGGCGAAUCCAUUGCUCACGACCAGGAAAAAACAAUGGGAGUAAUCUGUGUGGAGAUUACCAAUGGAAACGACUUUACUAAUUUACAUUCAAAAGACAAGGUCCGGAAAAUAACGGAUUUGUGUACUUACUUGGAUUUACUUGGAAGCAAGUACUCGGCAUUUAGAUACAGCUCUUUUGGCACGUCUUUCAUGAUAGUGAUUGGAGUGGGAGACGUAAACAACAACAACAAAGGACAAAAUGUUGCAUUAAAAACUGCGCAUAUGUGUUUAGACAUUCUCACUCAUGAGCAUAUAGAUGACUCAAACUGUAAACCGGAGGACUUAUGGAUGGUGAAACUUUGUAUUGGCGCACAUGUCAGCAGAACUACAACUGGAAUUGUUGAGACUGACACGCCACAGUUUCUCUUGUUUAGUGAUUUACCUGACGUUGUACGAAGCCUUGCAAGAUCAUCACACGCCUCCAAAAUUCAUAUUUCAAUGGAUCUGCGGAAAAUGCUACUUUCAUCAAACAAUUUUUCGACUGAAAGAUCAGGAUUGCUCAUUGUCAGAGGAGUGGAAUACGAAACGUUUUGGCUUACCGGAAGAACCAUGAAGUUUUCUAACAGCCCAAUGAACAGCAUAUUGACAACUCGAAAUACGAAGAGUCCAACAGAAACAAAAGAAAAGGGAGAGUCAGCUUACAGUCCAUCCCCCAAAACCCUCGCAACGAAUUAUUUUGAUAAAGGCGAUGUUCACGAAACUUACCCUUUGCAUCAUGACACUACCACAAAGUCAGUACUUAAUUGUCGACCACUACCAAAAUGUGAGAAAAAGACUAUUUUCUCCAACGAAGUUCGUCCAAUAGAAACUGGUACCCCAAAAAUGACCAACGUAAAGGUUAAAACCGUUCAUCAGAGACGGCGAACAAAACAAAGAGCAGACAUGCUACCGGAAGUAAUGGAAGUAACCAUAGAUAUAGACGACAAUUUUGCAGAAGUUUAAUGCCUGAUCAAAGCUUUAUUCUAUUUAAUUUGCUCGUUAUCUUCACCUUUCAAUUAAGUUAUCACUAUUUCCGUUCCUUUUUAUGUUCUAGAAUGGAAUGUAUUUCAUGAUCUACAACCUGCAAACUAGAAAGAAUCAAUCCAAAUUAAAGUACAGUAUUACAGAAAUUGGAUUUCUAUAAAUGCAAGGUGAAGAUAACGAACAGUGAUCAAUCUCAUAACUCCUACAAGCAAUACAAAAUAGAUAGUUGGGAAAACACGGACCCCUGGACACACCAGAGGUGGGAUCAGGUGCCUAGGAGGAGUAAACAUCCCCUGUUGACCGGUGACACCCGCCGUGAGCCCCAUAUCCUGAUCAGGUAAGCGGAGUUAUCCGCAGUCAAAAUCAGUGUGCCAAGAACGGCUUAACAAUCGGUAUGAAACACGUCAGACAGCAUUUGACCCAAUGCGAGGUUGUAUUGACGAACUAGAUCGUUAAAACGACCAUAGAAUUUGCGAAAUGCUGACUUCAAUCGAGACUGUUGAAAUCCCUGUACCAUCAACUUGUUUGUCAAUAGCUUACCUCGAUUUAAAAACUGACUAUACCCAGAACAAGCUCUUGCAUAUCGAAUCAGUUGAGAUAUAUGAACACCAUAUGCAGGUGAUAAUGGAAUAUUGCUACAUAAAUGUGGGAAGUUGACGAUGGAGAAGCUGAAAUCAUCCCGUUUGUCAUACAGUUAAGUUGUUAGUUUGCCGUUAAUGUCUACUUUCAAUAAAAUAUCUAAGUAUGAA
Messenger RNA from Ostrea edulis (European flat oyster), 4272 nucleotides. Its product is annotated as guanylate cyclase 2G-like. Gene Ontology annotation, biological process: intracellular signal transduction; protein phosphorylation; cyclic nucleotide biosynthetic process. The record is from RefSeq and is a predicted model, not a curated record. The transcript has 3 exons. NCBI's taxonomy places the organism in Eukaryota, Metazoa, Mollusca, Bivalvia, Ostreida, Ostreidae. The coding region runs from base 146 to 3502 and encodes 1118 amino acids. Gene Ontology annotation, molecular function: protein kinase activity; ATP binding.